Molecule: messenger RNA, 1398 nt
Organism: Lodderomyces orthopsilosis Co 90-125
Lineage: Eukaryota; Fungi; Ascomycota; Pichiomycetes; Serinales; Debaryomycetaceae
Product: phosphoinositide 5-phosphatase
Exons: 1
Coding region: 1-1398 (465 amino acids)
Biological process (GO): phosphatidylinositol dephosphorylation
Molecular function (GO): phosphatidylinositol-4,5-bisphosphate 5-phosphatase activity
Source: RefSeq, a predicted model, not a curated record
AUGCCCAAUACGUCAAAUAUGCACACUAUCAAAGACCCAAUUCCCUUAUUCUUUUUCACGUACAAUUGCAAUCAGCAAAAUUUAAUACAUGAGGUUUUCAAAUCUAAAUUACUCCUGAUUCUACCUGACCAAUUGUCGUCUCUUUAUGUGUUUGGCUUUCAAGAGUUUUGUACCGUGUUGGAUGGCUUUUUUCCAUCUGCUGCAAGUGCCAAACUAAUCAAUCUUAAUCAAAUGUUGCAACUGACCCUUCAAGAGAAAUACCAACAACCGACAGGCUUUCUGACUAUUUCACUGACUUUUGUGGGAGCGAUCGGAAUGAUAAUCGUAACACCUUAUGCUGCGAAGUUUAAAGACGCGAGGACGGCAACAACUAGCUGUGGUUACGCUUAUUCAAGUUUAAAAGGGGGAGUCGGAGCACGGGUAUCAUAUUAUCCCGAUGGAGCUUUCGAUAGCACAAAUUUUGUGGAAUUGUCAUUUGCAACGGUUCACUUGAAUGCAUUUGAAGGCGAAUACUACUACCUCCAAAGAAACAAAAACCUAUAUAAUAUCAUGCGAUCGUUGAAUUUUGGAGAUGGCUAUGGACUAAUAAAGCCCAAAAAUCAUGUUUUCGUUAUGGGUGACAUGAACUAUAGAACUACUCAAAAUUAUUCUGCAACCACUGCAGAAGGCCAAGAAUUACUUUCAUUGAUUGAUGUUUCUGCUACAGAUGUAGAGUAUUCAAAAAAGAUUGAAAACUUAGUUGAUAAGUACGAUGAAUUGAAAACGAGUAUGAGAAAUGGUGAUGUUCUACAAAACUUUUCAGAGGGUAAAAUAACAUUCCCACCAACAUAUAAAUUCCACUUAAACACUGCAAUCUACAACACAAAGAGGUCUCCAUCGUGGUGUGAUCGGAUAGUAUACCUUUCGUCGUAUGAAGAAGUUGGAGAAGACAAUCUUGGCCAACAAUUAUUGAAAUUGCCCGGUUCCAGUAAAUCAAACUAUGACCAAAGAGUACGCUAUUAUUUACCUGAAGUCAAGAAUUACGACUCAUUGGAUUCACUUUUAUUAUCUGACCAUCGUCCAGUGUAUCUCGAAAUGACUGUUCCUUUCGUUCCACCAAAGCUGGUUAUAUCACCCUUGUCAGGCUGUUUACAAAUUCUACCUGCUGGCUUGAGGUCGGAUGUAGCCUUGGAUGGAUUUUCGCCGCUUGAAGCACUUGAACGGAGCUCAAAUGUAGUUAGCGGGCCAACCACAAUCUACUUGAAACCUACAACAUUCGAUGGCAUCACUCAAACUUUAAUACGGCCUAUUUCAAACACUGUUAUUGGAUACAGUCUAUGGUUGGGACUGGCAAGACAAGGAAGAAUAUUCCUGUUGACAGUUAUUCUUUUGCUUUGGGUAAUUUAUCGAUUUUUCUGA